GUCGGGUCAACAAACAUGGCAGCGCUCAUGUAUAACGUGAGUCGUGGAUUUGUUAUUUUCGGGGAACAUAGUUUAUUAUUUAGAGGGCAUAACCAGAUCUUGGUGAAUUCGAGGCGAUAUGUCCGAGCCCUCCGACGGAGACCCGUGGCGGUCUUGUAUCCCAAUGGAGAACGAGAGACAUUUAUUAAAUCGAAGGAAACAACUGAUAAAAUGAAUCAAAAGGUUUUCAAACAAAAAGGCAAAAACCUUUCUGAGAGUGAUAAUAAAUCUCGCAAAGAGAAAGUCUCUGAGAGAGCUGUCAACAAGAAGUGGAUUGGUCAUCAUGUCUCUGAAUGUGCAGAAGAGUCUCCUCACAUUAUGGACAGGCUUGGUGGAUUGCGAUACGAAAAGGCCCCUGCUGGAGAUAACAGACUCGCGAAGGUGUCCAGUGUGGCCCGCUCCAGAACGUUUCGGGAGAAGGAAGGUAAGGUGCUGCUGGAGGGCAGGCGUCUGAUCUGUGAUGCUCUGUCUGCUGGAGCGUCUCCUCAGAUGCUCUUCUUCAGUAUGGUGGAAAGACUGCAGGAGCUUCCUCUAGAUAAACUACAGCAGGUCAAGCUCAUCAAGGUCAAAUAUGAAGACAUGAAGACCUGGUCUGACCUGGUCACUCCUCAGGGUGUUAUAGCUAUAUUCUCAAAACCCGAUGCCUCCCGUCUGGCAUUUCCAAAAGACAUCCGUCACCAGUCUGUGCCUUUGUUCCUGAUAUGUGACAAUGUUCGUGACGCUGGAAACCUAGGCACUAUUUUACGCUGUGCAGCGGCUGCUGGUUGUGACCGUGUUCUCCUAACCAAAGGUUGUGUGGAUGCCUGGGAGCCCAAGGUUUUACGCGCCGCAAUGGGAGCUCAUUUCCGCCUUCCGGUCUAUCCUAAUCUGGACUGGGAUGACAUUUCGAAGCACUUACCAAAGGACGUGAUUGUCCAUAUAGCGGAUAACUGUAGCAUUUUUACAAAAGACCCUGCAUCUGCUCAAGUUCCAGGACAAAUACAAAAUGUUACUUUGGAUAAAUCCAGCGACUCUAGCGACUCCGAUGAUGAACUUUCACUGCCGUGUGUGAAGCCUCAGGUGUACCAUGAGAGUUGGGCUCAGAAGAGCACGGCCCUGGUGAUUGGUGGAGAGACGUGUGGACUGAGUUUGGAGGCUCUUGGAUUGGCCGAGGAAACGGACGGUAGAAGGAUCUUUGUUCCCAUGGCUCCCGGAGUGGAGAGCCUGAACUCUGCUAUGGCUGCUAGUAUACUGCUGUUUGAAGGCAGACGGCAGCUUCUGAAGGCAUCUGACAAAACCCGCAGAAGAGCAAGAUCUAAAAUGUUCUAAUGAUUGUUUUUCUUGUAAUGUUUAAAACAAAGAUAUUUUACCAAAUACUGUCCAUUUCUAUAUGCUGCACACUUUAAGUAUGUCAAACAGUAUCACCAAUAAACAGUAGCAGGCUAGUA
Messenger RNA from Pimephales promelas (fathead minnow), 1466 nucleotides. It is a transcript of the gene mrm3a, whose product is annotated as mitochondrial rRNA methyltransferase 3a. Gene Ontology annotation, biological process: RNA processing. Lineage: Eukaryota; Metazoa; Chordata; Actinopteri; Cypriniformes; Leuciscidae. The record is from RefSeq and is a predicted model, not a curated record. Gene Ontology annotation, molecular function: RNA methyltransferase activity; RNA binding.